This is a messenger RNA of Xiphias gladius (swordfish), 1121 nucleotides long. RefSeq names its product solute carrier family 38 member 8a (gene slc38a8a). Bases 114 to 1121 code for a protein of 335 amino acids. Gene Ontology annotation, biological process: amino acid transmembrane transport. The transcript is spliced from 7 exons. NCBI's taxonomy places the organism in Eukaryota, Metazoa, Chordata, Actinopteri, Istiophoriformes, Xiphiidae. The record is from RefSeq and is a predicted model, not a curated record. Gene Ontology annotation, molecular function: amino acid transmembrane transporter activity.
UCUCCCCUCCCUCUGGCUCACCUUCUCAGCGAGCGGCCCCAGCUCACAAACCACAGCACCCUGCCCGGGGAGUAGUUUGGGUCCGUGUGAGUCAGUGGGUCCCGCCGUGAAGCAUGGAGGAGUUAGCCAGAGAGAGCAUCAGCCUGCUGGCUUCAGCCUCAGCCAAGCCCCCGCUAGACGUGGCCGCCGGGCCACGGCUCGGCUCCAUGGGGGCUAUUUUCAUCAUGCUGAAAUCUGCUCUGGGCGCCGGGCUCCUCAAUUUCCCCUGGGCCUUCGAGAGAGCCGGGGGCAUCCGCAGCGCAGUCACCGUGGAGCUGGUCUCCCUCGUGUUCCUCGUCAGCGGUCUGAUCAUCCUGGGCUACUCCUCAUCCAUCAGUGGCCAGUGCACCUACCAGGCGGUGGUGAAGGAGGUGUGCGGGCCGGCCAUCGGUCAGCUGUGUGAGAUCUGCUUUGUCUUCAACCUUUUCAUGAUCUCUGUGGCCUUUCUGGUCAUAGUGGAUGACCAGCUGGAGAAGUUGUGCGGCUCCCUGUAUGAGCUGGUAACAGGUUUGCCGGAGUCAGAGAUGCCGUACCACUUCUACACAGACCAGCGAUUUGCCCUGGUGCUGCUCUGCAUUCUCCUCAUCCUGCCACUGUCCAUCCCCAAAGAAAUCAGCAUUCAGAAAUACAUUAGUGUUCUGGGUACUCUGGCUGCGACCUACCUGACUAUAGCUAUCAUCAUCAAAUACCACAUCAUGCCUUCUGUUCUGGUUCACAUCACACCUCUCUACAGCAGUGGGAUCAGCUCUUGGGCCUCUAUGUUCAGUGUCAUCCCGACCAUCUGCUUUGGUUUCCAAUGCCAUGAGGCAUCCAUCGCCAUCUACAGCAGCAUGCAGAACCAGCGACUCUCUCACUGGGUCUUCAUCUCUGUGGUCUCCAUGAUCUUCUGUCUCGUCAUUUACUCACUCACAGGGGUUUAUGGGUACCUGACAUUUGGAAAGGAUGUAAGGGCCGACAUUUUGAUGUCGUACACUGGCGAUGACAUUCUGAUGCUCAUCGCCAGGCUGCUGUUUGGAGUCUCCAUCAUCACCAUCUAUCCCAUCAUUCUGCUGCUGGGCAGGUCAGCGACACGGCAUUACUGA